AUGUAUUCACAAACUCAUCCCAAAAUGACAUUGGAAGACGAUGAUACGGCCGAACGCAAAACUCCAGCAAAAAGCAUAUUGAAAAACAAAAACACCAAUGCCUCCACGACAUCGGUCCCGCUCAAUGACAGCCCUUCGGAUGCGCUGCUCAAGCUUCAAAAUAGACGGGUCUCUUUCGCAGAAAAGGUGAAGCUCCAUCAAAUCGAUAUCGUCCCCGUGUCUCAAGGAAGCACGGCCGAAGGCAACUCGAGCGAUGGCGACUCAGAAAGCGAAGACUUUGACGAAAGUUUUCUGAGGCUCGAACAAGCCGCUGACAGCAUAGCGGAAGCCAUUUCGGAUCAACAACCUAAUGAUUCAGAGGAAGAGACAAUGGAUCUCACGGGCCAGAUUGCGCCCAUUGUAGAUCCCGAUCAGCUUGACGGGGUUCUGAAAUUCAAGGCGGCCGACGGAACUCAGAGGCAAACAUCCACAGAGCAAGACCCACCACAAAUUUCCCUGGAUAUACAACUGCCACAAGAGAACGGGCGACAAGAUACACACAAUGAAACACAAGAGCCUGAAUCAGCCAACCUAAGAGAAAACACGCCAACGAGCAUUCAACCAGAGACACAAAAUUCCCAUGGCUCCUCUGUGUACCCAGACGAGGAGGAUAUGGAUUUGACCACGCCUGUUAAUGCAUAUCCCAUCACGAACCCGACUCUGCCCUCCACCAAUAGCGCUGAGGGACUGUUGCAGGAGUCGUCUCAGGCCCUGGAUAUACAAGCAACCAGCACACAAAAUCCUGAACACCAAAAUGAAGGGCCCAACACCGUCACUCAUCCUCCCGCGCUCGCUGACAUCCAGGAAGACGAAGUAACUAUGGAUUUGACAAACCAAACUCAGAUACCACAGGCUCAGGCUCCUGCCAUUCAAACGCAAAACGGUACCCACUCGAACAAUCUCGAUCUGAACCCAGAUCAAAUUACAAAAUCUCCACAAGCUACUCAGGAGGAGAUCACGAUGGAUCUCACCAAAGUUUAUGAAAAACCGAAAGAACCUUCACAUCCUCUGGAUCCUACUGUGCUCAGUCCCAUUUUCCCGAGCGUUGUCCUAUCCGAAGGAGAUGAAGAUGAACCCAUGGAGUUAACACAACCUAUGAUGCCAAUGGACAAAGCAGACUUCACUCUACAGUCUUCAAAACCAAACGGAGAUGCCUUUACAAAUAAACAGUCCGGUCAAAGAAAUGCUAAUACCACUAAUGAUGACGCUAGUAAUGGCAUACUGACUGCAGAAGUUGAGAACCGUAUUAACUCAGAAAUCAAUGACCGUUUAUCUACAAUGGAUUCAUCUGAAGUGAAGAACUCACCAGAAGCAAACGGAAGCUCAACACAGAAAAGGACAGGUGAAGAGAAUGAUUUAACCCAGCAAUCACCUUUAAUAAUAACAAACGAAGGCACAAAUUCUGAGGAUGUUUCCCACCCCAAAUCUCCUUCGUCCAUGACUCAUCCAGCUGAUACCAGCGUCACACCGAGAAUCCUGAUCCACCGAAACGAACAAUUUCUAUACCAGACGGUCACGCCCGAUAUGGAUGGGCCAAAUGCAGAACAAACAGCCGAAUUGAAAAGGAAAGCUGAUUCGACAACAGCACAGUUUCAGAAGAAACCGCAUUGGGAAACACAAGUUGUUACUUCCACAAUCCCACUAGCAGAUGUAUCGAUGCAAUCUGAUGACAGCGACAAUGAGCGCUGGAAUACCCCAAUCCCUCACUUCACACUUACAGAUUUCUUGAAAGAAAUUGGAAUCAAAUUCUACGACGAUUUAGAAUUUAGAAUAGACCUAUCCACAAGGCAAACACUCUCGAUAUCGGAGUCUGCUGAGGAAAAGCUGAAGGAAGACUACUACCGUGCGAAUAUUCAACUUCCUCUUUUGGAAGUUUAUGAGCUUAGUUGUAAAGAACUAGCGGGAAAAAUCCAGCAAGGUAAGAAAUUAUUUGACGAGCUUCAAGAAAAGACACUGAAUGAUAACCCUGAGUUAUUCAAACUUUAUUACCGCGCCUCUUUCUAUGACCAAAUGAUGUUAAAAGCCCGCUUCCACCUUUUGAAAGAGUACACACGGCAACAGGCAAAGCUGAUAUGGUACCAGUGGCGAAGCAAACUAAUACAAAACAUUUUGGAAGUGCUCCAGGGCAACUUGGAAAUCUUGCAAUCGGACAAAACAAUUCUCAUCAAUAAUAUUACAAUUCUCGAUGGACUUUAUGAUGAGAUGCACAGAAAAUCUCAGGCCUUGCGCCUUGAGGUGUUGCAAUUUAAAGAGAUUCAAUCAACGUUCCAAGAUUUAGACGCUAACCAAAUCAAGAGAAUCAAGUUGCAACUUACGGAGUUGAAUAACCGACUUUUAGAGCAUAAAAAGAAGAUAAGUGAAAAGGAGGAGGAGUUACACAAUCUAGAAGAUCAAAUUCGUUUGCGUAAUGAUGAGAUCCAAGGUUUGCAGAAGGAGAUUUCCGCAGCUGAAAAUCAACUUGAUGAAACUAAGCACUUCAACACAAAAGAAAUUGACAUUCUCAAGAAUAAGUCACGACUUCUUCAAGCUGCAGCGGGCUUAAAGUUUGUGAAGAGCAUUUCUGAGCACAUUGAUGAAUUCGAGUUUAAUUCCGAGAUUGGAGUGACGAUUGACUUUUCGAAACCCGAGGCGUCCGAGAGCAUCAUGUUUCGCUUAUUGAAUCUGGAAAACAAGGUGUUGUACAAUCCCAAGCUACUUGAGUACUACUGUCUGGACUUGGUGGAGGCGACGGGAUUUACCAAUAUUUUUGAAUCAUUCAUCAACUUCCGCAAAAAAUGGGACAAGCUAACAUUGAUUGACGAGGACAUGUACAGAAUAGCUCUCAAAUAUCCGUUAAGCAUAUUGAAGACUGAGGAAAAGGAAAUUCAAUUCAAGUUCCAGUACUAUUCGUUCGAAGACAAGAUCAAAACGAACGUCGUGGUUCGCAUACCGUUAAAGUCGAUUCUACAAUAUCCUGAUACAGCUAACAUCGAAGUUGAUAAAUUGGCGGAAACGCGUCUGAUACUGGUUUUCGAACAAGACAUGCAAAACACUUUACCGGUUUCUCUCCGCCAUAGAAUCAACGGUGCAAUAUAG
This is a messenger RNA of Clavispora lusitaniae ATCC 42720, 3114 nucleotides long. RefSeq lists its product as uncharacterized. The record is from RefSeq and is a predicted model, not a curated record. Gene Ontology annotation, cellular component: kinetochore. Lineage: Eukaryota; Fungi; Ascomycota; Pichiomycetes; Serinales; Metschnikowiaceae. Gene Ontology annotation, biological process: mitotic sister chromatid biorientation; mitotic spindle assembly checkpoint signaling; protein localization to kinetochore.